Lathyrus oleraceus (garden pea) is the source of this 1936-nucleotide messenger RNA. Its product is annotated as tRNA (guanine(37)-N1)-methyltransferase 2. Gene Ontology annotation, molecular function: tRNA (guanine(37)-N1)-methyltransferase activity. The transcript has 12 exons. Gene Ontology annotation, cellular component: cytoplasm. Bases 201 to 1739 code for a protein of 512 amino acids. Gene Ontology annotation, biological process: tRNA N1-guanine methylation. Lineage: Eukaryota; Viridiplantae; Streptophyta; Magnoliopsida; Fabales; Fabaceae. The record is from RefSeq and is a predicted model, not a curated record.
UGAGUGUGACCAAAAAACGAAACUAACCUUUUGUUUUGCUCUGUCCACAUCAAAAAACCAAGAAAGAAGCGUGUAUAUUUUCAUUUUCAAUCUUCACUCUUUUCCCUCUCGCUACUUCUCUCAAAUCCACUGCCUCAGGUUCACUCGCCCUACUUCCCCACCAUUCAGUUCCGAAGCUCUUCUUCACCUUUUGUGUGGUGAUGUUGGUGGACGAGAGCAAGUUCGACGUGCACUUGAAACUGUGGGCCCUUCGAAUACCCUGCCAAUUUUGCAAGGCUGCCACUCGAAUCCUCAACGGUUAUUUGCUUGACAAACCUCGAGUUAAACCCAUAGCCGAGGACCCAACUUGUGACAAAAACCGUUACCUUAUACUCUCAGAGAAAGUUCAGAAUCAAGAUUUAUCCGAAAUUCCAAAGCAAAAGCUUGAUGAGCUUAAGGACUUGUGUGAGAUUGAGGUUUUGCCCUAUUCGUUGACACUAGGUUAUUCAUACUGGAGUGCAGAUCAAGUGCUGAAGCAGAUACUGCCUAAUGGAGUGGAAGUGCCUUCAUCUUUUGAAACAAUAGGUCACAUUGCUCACUUAAACCUACAUGAUGAAUUACUUCCCUUCAAGGAUGUUAUUGCGAAGGUUAUUUAUGAUAAAAAUUAUCCAAGAAUCAAAACAAUUGCUAAUAAAGUUGGAAACAUUACAAAUGAAUUCCGUGUUCCAGAAUUUGAAAUUUUAGCAGGAGAGCAUGAUAUGAUUACAGAAGUGAAGCAAUAUGGCGCCACUUUUAGGCUUGAUUACAGUCUGGUUUAUUGGAAUUCCAGAUUGGAACAUGAACACAAGAGGUUAGUUUCAAUGUUCCAAGCUGGAGAAAUCAUUUGUGACAUGUUUGCUGGUAUAGGUCCUUUUGCCAUUCCUGCCGCACAAAAAGGAUGCUUAGUCUAUGCAAAUGAUUUAAAUCCAAAUAGCAUCCACUAUCUGAAGAUUAAUGCCAAAAUCAACAAGGUUGAUGAUCAAAUAUCUUCAUACAACAUGGAUGCUAGAAAGUUCAUAUCCCAGCUGAUGGAAGUGCCAAAUUCUGAGCAUAAAAUAGAAAAUGUUGUUCCCGUUUCUGAUACACGUUACACAUGCAAGAUACAAGACAAUACUGAAUCAAAUUCAGAAAAUGAGUUGCUAAGAGUUGAUACAAAAGACCUAGGAAACUGCUCUAACACUAACACUAAUACUACUUUAGAGGAUAUUCAAGGUCCAGCAGGGCAUACUGCUAAGUCUGCAAUUGGUGUCAAAAGAUCUUGCAGUAGUUCUGAUGAAGCAAAUGGAAAGGCUCAUGGCACUGACAUCCUUGAAGGUGGUGGCAAAAAGGGAAGCGCAAACAAGAGAAGAAGAGGGUUUGAUAUCUCUGUCCCAAAAACUUGGGAACAUUUUGACCACGUAAUAAUGAACCUACCAGCAUCUGCUGUUCAGUUUUUAGAUGCAUUCAGGGGAUUGAUCCAGAGGAAAUAUUGGAAAGGACAUCUACCAUGGAUCCACUGCUAUUGCUUCAUUAGAGCAACUGAAACUCCUGCAUCUAUAAUAGCUGUGGCAGAAUCUGCUUUAAAUGCUUCUAUACUUGAUUCAAGGUUUCAUAGGGUUAGGGAUGUUGCUCCUAACAAGGCAAUGUUCUGUUUAAGCUUCAGGUUGCCAGAAGCAUGCCUUUGUGAAGAUAGUAAUGACACUGUCCGUAGUGGUGCUGCUGAUGAGAAAACUCCUUUGUGAAGACAAGGCCAUGCCCGACUCAGAGACUAGCAUACUGAAACAUGAAAAAUUAGCAAAAUUUUUUAAGCUCUUGACGGGCAUUCGCUGUACUUCAAGUGUAAUAUGAUAAUUAGAUCAACUAAAAUUAGUUAUGUAUGUCCCUUUGAUUUGAAUAUGAACUUUUUUCUUUUUGUUAAAUUUGAGUUACUUUUGGUUUA